Camelina sativa (false flax) is the source of this 786-nucleotide messenger RNA. RefSeq names its product heavy metal-associated isoprenylated plant protein 10-like. Lineage: Eukaryota; Viridiplantae; Streptophyta; Magnoliopsida; Brassicales; Brassicaceae. The record is from RefSeq and is a predicted model, not a curated record.
GACUCAAAACUUUUUUACUAAUCCUGAUUCAAGCGUACCAAAUUGACUAUAAUAAUAUUCAGUUUCUAGCUUCGAUGGCUUGACUUACUCGUUUCCAUGUUCCGGAGCUCAAGACAAAAGAUAUUGUCUAUAUAUACAGAGAAGCAACGGUUUAUUAUGAGCAGACUACGAGGUUGAUUUCAGAUUCCUUUACUUCAUCUCUCUUCUUCAAUCAUCAAACUUUAUAUAGUUUCCCGAAAAUGCCGGAGAAAGUUGUAUUCAAGUUGGAAGUUUUCGAGGAAAGAAUCAAACGGAGAGCUAUGAAAGUUGUAUGUGACUUUCCAGGCGUUACUUUGAUAGACGUGAAGGAAAAAGGCAAACUAAAGGUGAUGGGAGAAUUUGAUAAAUUUGAAAUGACGAAGAAACUCAAGAAGGUAUAUGAAUUUGUUGACAUUCUCGCGGUUGGACCGGAUGGUGAACCGGCGCAAAAUCAGAAUCCGGUUAAAAAGCCUGAACCAAAAGUGAAGAAAGCACCAUCUUUCCGUGGUUGGAAUUUGGGUUUCUUUAAGUAAUUGAUUUGGAUUGAAGUCGUGCGUGAUCGGUUUGGUUCUCCACGGAUUACUACUGUAUUCUAAUGAUAUAUUUCAUCCCAUUUUAUGACAAAAUUGUUUGUCCAUCAAGACAAAUUGUUUGUUUGGUUUCAAGUAAUUGUAUGUCCAAAUGUGCCAUCCAAGUUGGCUUUCUAGUGUGUUGCGUAACGUGAGGUGCUCAACUCUCUUAUUAAUUAAACUCUUAUUUGAAGCUCAA